Chlorocebus sabaeus (green monkey) is the source of this 3058-nucleotide messenger RNA. Its product is annotated as TLR adapter interacting with SLC15A4 on the lysosome-like. Gene Ontology annotation, biological process: regulation of toll-like receptor signaling pathway. The record is from RefSeq and is a predicted model, not a curated record. Lineage: Eukaryota; Metazoa; Chordata; Mammalia; Primates; Cercopithecidae.
GUGUGGUUAAAGCUUUAUUUCUGAAGAGUAAAUGAAAUAUGAAAACUACAUGAGCCAAACAGGAUUUCUUCUGUGUUUGCACUGUUGGAGUCUCAGAAAAACAACUCUUUAGGUAUCCUGAUAUUUGAAAAAGGAAUAUACUAGGCACUUACUUUGUAAAACUUGUCUAACAAAAUGCUUGGAGAAGCUUUCUUAAUUGAUCUUCUAUACAAAGAACAGAAAUAUGCAAAAUUUUGCAAACCAUUUAUGUGUAAGAAGACUGAAAAGGAAACUUGGAAAAAGAAGAUUUUAGAUAGAGAAGAAAAUUCACUUUCCUCUGCUGAGAUGGAAAAUCAAGAAACAGCUAGGAAAGAAAGUGUAACAGAGCAAAAUGAUGAUACAGAUCAAAUAAAAUCUGUGGAUGAAACAACCGUAGCAAAAUGCAAAGGUAUAUGUCUUCCAGGAAAUGUGUCAGUUGCAUUGCCCAUUUCAAAGAGAGAACAACUUGAUCAAAGACAACCAGAUUUAUGUAGAUCAUGGUUGUGUAUGAGUAUUUGCCACAAUUAUCCUGACCUACAGAUUGGAGGUGACGACAUGAAGAACAUAUGUGAUUCAGACUGCUUUAUGGAACACACACAUAAUGAUGUCUUUAAUGGUCCCCUUUUAUUUUCAGUUGGUAUGCCACUGGGUCAUUCUCCUGUCAUUGGGCCUCUAGAGACAUUACCUACCUCAAAAUUAUUGAACGGGGAUGAAAGCCAAGAAAAAAGUAUGUUGUUUCAAAAACAGCCCCUCUCUAAUUCUAUGCUUAAUACUUAUAUGGAAAGAAAGGUGGACGAGCUCUAUAAACAAUUAUUGGAAGAAAAUCUCACCAGAUGCCACUCUAUAACCAAUCUUAUGGCUUCCAAUUUGCUAAUGAAUAAUGUAAAUUACACCAGCCUUCAAACCUCUCAAGAGCAGAACGUUGAAUUAUGGAAAGAUCAGGAAGCUAUCCUACACUCUCUACCACUAUGUAAUCUCUGUAACCGUUCUCAUGGAAAGAGUUCUGAAUUCAGUACUCCUAACUUACAAAUAUCAAACCAGACAGUUAGGGAACUUCUAUGACAUCUACAGUAGAAACCAAAUGUAAGUUGUUUGGACAUACUUAAGGGACUGCAAUAACAAGAGUUUUCUCUGGCUUAUCAUGUCACAUCUAGCCUUCUUUGAGGUGUGGUUAUUAUAGUUUUUGAGAAAUGAUUUAUCCCAUGGUACAUCUGAAUUCUUGUAGGAGACAACUAUAGUAACUACAUUUUUGAGUGCAUGUUCUUAAUGUGUUGAUAUUUUAAUUGUUGCCAGAUUAAACUCUAUAUGUGUUUACCUAUUUAAUUUUCACUGGCACCCCAAAUCAAUUACCUCAGUGUCACACAGCUUUAUUUACAACAAAAAUGGGAUGAGGAGUGGAUUAUUGCUCUAAGAUACUGAGGACAACUAGAAGGUAUAUCAGAGAGGGACAUUUAUUUCCCCACAAAAUUGCAUUGAUAAUGACAAUCAAAAUAGUCUAGGGGAAAUAAUGAUAUGUAGUUAUGGAUAUGGAUAUGUAUAUCUGGAUAUCUAUAUGUGGCUAUCUAUCAAGAUUGAGUAUGGGGACAUAUAAAAGGAAAUACUUUAAACAAAAGUCAAAUUUAAAUGAUAUUUGAAAGAAACACGGAAGGGGGGCUUAAGGAAAAAUGGAAAAUUCCUAAGUACCAUUUGUAUUGAAACUUGGUGCUUUGGAACUUACCUGGAACGAGCAUUAACUGUUUUAUACGACUGUUAUUCCUGGUUGUUUUUAGGGAUGGGAGGAAACAAAACAUACAGGUAGAGUGAAGAAAGCAGAGUACCACCAUUUAGAAAUAAAAAGGCUCUCAGCAACUUAUUACACAACAGAUUAUCCUCAAUCAUGAUCCUGGCUUAGAGUGAAAGGCAGCAGUGUAUUACGGAAAUUUUCGGAUUUAAAUUAAAUACAUUGACAAAAUAUAUCUAAAGUAACAGUAUAAUUUAUUGCAGACUUGGAGAAAAGCUUCCACCCUUUUAAUAGAAAUAGGAAGAUGAUCGGCAUGCACUUGUGUGUUGUAAAAUAAAAUGGUAUUAAUUUCUGUUAUAGAAUUCUUAUGAUUAUGUUAUGCAUUAAUAAGAUUUGUGCAUUGACAAUCACAUAUUCCCUUCCAAUUUUUUCUUGGGUCUUUGAUUAACUCUUGUAGAAUGAGUCACCAUAAUGCCCUAAUAGCUUGUUCUUUAUGAUCACACAAUACUUAGUUUAUUUUCACCCUCUUCAAAUGUAUGCGAACUAAUAAUAAGUACCCCUGAUUUGUCUUCUGUUUUUCUCUUUAUUGCUCCCUUCCACACAAUCCUCUACCAUAACUGUCCCAAUCAAUUUUUAUCAUUCAGACAUUUGAUUCUGAAGAGACAAUGAGUAAGAGUUUUGGAAAAACCAACUCAGUAUCUUUAGAUACUGAAAAACAGUUGUAUGUAUAUUGUCUUUUAUGCUGUUAAAUUUCAGCAUUUUAAUAGAAGAGUUACUAAAAUUAUGAAAUACUAAUGUCAAAAUUUACAAAAGUGAAUUAAAUGUCAUGGGACAGUAUUACUAGUGUGAAUGGUUUUCUUAGGUACAGUAAUAUGUAUUAAUACUUUAUGAAGCAGUUAUAUUCAUAAAGUGUUGAAAUUACAUAGUAUCAUAUAAAAAGCCACAGUAUUUAGUAUUUAUCAAAUUUAUACAUAUAUUUAAUUACACUCUCAUAUUUAAAAUUUUCGCCUCUUUAUCUGUGUCAUCAAAAUAUUUAUCAUCUAAAGAUACUCACUUAUGGUUAAAAUGGUUUAAAAAUACAAUGCAAUUCUUAAGUAAGGAAGGAUGAUGAAUUUGGUGUUAUGUUUUAUCCUGACCUCAUACCUACCGACUUUAGUGCUGGAGUGAAAUAUGCAUAUGACGUUGUGAUUUAUCACAGUUUGGCUUUAAGUAGUCAUUCUUCAUUCUGUUUUUCACCAUGAGUAUUAUUCAUAUGACCACAAUGUUCCCUUUCAAAACAUUUUUUGAAACAUAUGGAAUAAUAAAUUUCUUCUUGUCUCA